AUGCGUCGACAAAAUAUAAAAUGGGCUUGGAAAGUUGCAAUACUCUUGACUAUGUCAUUGACUCUGUCUGUUUUAAUCGCAAGCUGGAUAUCCUUGAGUUACAAUAAUUUAGGAGAGAGCGUAGAGAGUGGAGUUGAAGUUCCAAAGCUACCACAUUUGAAAUUUGAGGCUCAACAGCUAUUGUCAGCAAUUGAUCUAAAAAAAGACUGGCAUGAUUACUUGGCUAUGGAGCGUGAUCAGAAACGAGUUGGACUCGGCGAACAAGGAAAGCGUGCUGAGCUAAAAGACCAAUCACAGAAAGAAUUGGAGCUGAAAAUGUCUCUGGAUAAUGGUUUCAAUGCUCUACUUUCCGACUCAAUUUCCGUAAAUCGUUCCCUUCCAGAUAUUCGCUAUAAAGGGUGCCAAAUAAAGAAAUAUUUGGCGAAGUUGCCUUCAGUCAGCGUAAUUCUUCCAUUCUACAACGAGCACUUGGGUGUCCUUAUGCGCGCCGUACACAGCGUGGUAAAUCGUUCGCCUCCUGAAUUGCUGAAGGAAAUAAUUUUAGUAGACGAUUUUAGUGAUCGCGAGUACUUAUUCCAACAAAUCGAGCAAUAUGUGUCUGAAAACUUUCCUAAAGUACAAAUAGUGCGCUUGAAACAACGUACUGGACUGAUUGGUGCAAGAAUGGCUGGUGCGCGCCGAGCCACAGCCGAAGUACUGAUAUUUUUGGAUUCACAUAUUGAAGCUAACUACAAUUGGCUGCCACCGCUAUUGGAGCCAAUAGCAAUAAAUAAACGAGUUUCGGUUUGCCCGUUUAUCGACGUUAUCGAUCAUAGUAAUUUUGAGUAUAGAGCACAAGACGAAGGCGCUCGUGGCGCAUUUGAUUGGGAGUUUUAUUACAAACGCUUACCGUUAUUGCCGGAAGAUUUGGAAGACAGAACUAAACCAUUUAAGAGUCCAGUUAUGGCAGGUGGAUUAUUUGCUAUAUCAAGUGAUUUUUUCUGGGAGUUGGGUGGCUACGAUGAGGGUCUCGAUAUUUGGGGAGGCGAACAAUACGAACUGAGUUUCAAGAUUUGGAUGUGUGGUGGAGAGCUUGUGGAUGCGCCUUGCUCGAGAGUUGGACAU
Rhagoletis pomonella (apple maggot) is the source of this 1104-nucleotide messenger RNA. RefSeq names its product N-acetylgalactosaminyltransferase 6-like. NCBI's taxonomy places the organism in Eukaryota, Metazoa, Arthropoda, Insecta, Diptera, Tephritidae. Gene Ontology annotation, cellular component: Golgi apparatus. The annotation marks the transcript as partial. The record is from RefSeq and is a predicted model, not a curated record. The transcript has 2 exons.